Molecule: messenger RNA, 770 nt
Organism: Saprolegnia parasitica CBS 223.65
Lineage: Eukaryota; Oomycota; Saprolegniomycetes; Saprolegniales; Saprolegniaceae
Exons: 6
Coding region: 1-765 (254 amino acids)
Source: RefSeq, a predicted model, not a curated record
AUGCGGCCGCGAACGAUCCGCGCUCUGUACAAGGUCAUCCUGCGCGAUGUGCGCAAGAUGAGCGCUAUCCCGGGCUUCCGCGUGCGUGAGCCGCUCAGCAUGCUGCAGUGGGGCACCGGUGGCAUGCUGCCGCCGCCCGAGGACGGCGUCGUCGCAUCGCCCUACGCGUCGCCCGAGGACAAGGAGACAUGGGUCCGCCUGCAAGCGCUCCUCGAGCCCCACCGUGGCGCCGACCUGCGCGACGUCGUCCGGGCCACGUUUCGCGCCAACGCGACGCUCACCGACCCCAAGACCAUUGCACAGAAGAUCGACGAGAUGAUGUGGGUCAUUCCCGAGAUCUCACGUCAGCGCCUUCUCGCCGAGUCGUCGAGCGUGACGUGCACGGACGACGUCGAGAUUGAAGCCACGAGCCAGUUCCUUCCGACGCAGUCGGAGCCCAACCGGUUUCGCUACACAUACCGCAUUCGCAUCCGCAACCUUGGCGAAGACAUUGUCCGUGUGAACGGCCGCCACUGGGUCUUCAACCACAACUCGGUCAAGCGCGACGUGCUGCCGCGCAACUCGCCCGGCGUCGUCGGUCACAUCCCCGUGAUCGCGCCCGGUCACACCUUUGAGUACGCUAGCGGCGUCGAUCUCGAGACGACGACCGGGUCAGCAUCCGGCUGCUUGCAUAUGACGCGCUUCAUGGCGACCGACGAUGGCGGCGAAGUCGAGUUCGAUGCGGAAAUUGCGUCCUUUCUUCUCCAACCGACCGUGUCGGACUAACAAGA